AUGACGAGGGUUCUCAUCGGAGUGUCAGGAUCCGUGGCGGCGAUCAAGUUCGACGAGCUCGCGCGCGAGCGGUGGAGCGCGAGCGGCGAGUGUGAGGUUCGGUUCGUGUUCACAGAUAACGCGUUGAAGUUCAUCGAUGCGGAAGAUAUCGCACGAGCGGAAGAAAAUAACAUAAAAACUUUCACCGAUCACGACGAGUGGCGUGAAUGGGGCGAAAAGGGCGAUCCCGUGAUGCAUAUCGAGUUGGUCAAGUGGGCUGACGUCUUCGUCUUGGCGCCACUCAGCGCAAACACCCUGGCUAAAAUCGCCAACGGGUUGUGUGAUAAUCUCCUCACGUGUGUAUUUCGCGCGUGGGAUUUUAAAGACCCCGCCAAACGCGUGUUCAUAGCGCCCGCGAUGAACACAAAGAUGUGGGAGAGCCCGUUCACCGAGCGACAUUUGCGCUCGGCGCGCGAGCUCGGCGUCGUCGUCGUUCCGCCGAUCGAGAAGCACCUCGCGUGCGGUGACUUUGGCGUCGGCGCCAUGGCGGAGGUCUCCACCAUCGCCGAAGUCGUGCGGUCGCCUCCGGCGUAA
Molecule: messenger RNA, 573 nt
Organism: Ostreococcus lucimarinus CCE9901
Lineage: Eukaryota; Viridiplantae; Chlorophyta; Mamiellophyceae; Mamiellales; Bathycoccaceae
Exons: 1
Coding region: 1-573 (190 amino acids)
Biological process (GO): coenzyme A biosynthetic process
Cellular component (GO): phosphopantothenoylcysteine decarboxylase complex
Molecular function (GO): FMN binding; phosphopantothenoylcysteine decarboxylase activity
Source: RefSeq, a predicted model, not a curated record